Messenger RNA from Calliphora vicina (urban bluebottle blowfly), 4764 nucleotides. RefSeq names its product Artemis (gene Arts). The coding region runs from base 199 to 3453 and encodes 1084 amino acids. The record is from RefSeq and is a predicted model, not a curated record. NCBI's taxonomy places the organism in Eukaryota, Metazoa, Arthropoda, Insecta, Diptera, Calliphoridae. Gene Ontology annotation, biological process: protein import into nucleus. Gene Ontology annotation, molecular function: small GTPase binding; nuclear import signal receptor activity. Gene Ontology annotation, cellular component: nucleus; cytoplasm. The transcript has 8 exons.
UUCUUUCACAAACGUCCGGAAGACGUGUACUUGUAGGUGUGCUUGCAAACGUGAAAAAGUUGAAAUUUUAAACAAGAAAUAAUAAGUUUUGUAAAGAAAAGUAUAGCAUAUACUUUGUUAUAUUUACACAAUUUAUACUGCAGCUGCAAGUAAAAAACAUUUUUAUUGUUGCAAAUCGAAACAUCAAUAAAAAGUAAAAUGGAGCAAAUCAUUGCAAAUUUAUUGUGUGCCGACAAUAAUCUUAUUAAGCAGGCCACCGCUGAUCUACAGGAAGCCUACAAGCGUCCUGAGACUAUUCCUCAAUUAUGCGACAUUGUUGUUUCAAACAAAGAACCUCAGGUACGCCAAUAUUCGGCUGUAUUGUUAAAGAAACGUUUAGGCAAAUUGCGCCAUUGGCAGAUGGUACCACCAGAACAGCAACAGAUUAUUAAGCAAGGAAUGCUCAAUGCCUUAGUUACCGAACAGGAAAAAUCUGUACGUAAUGCUAUUGCACAAUUUGUUGGUGUAUUGGUACGCCAUGAAGCUGAUACAAAAGAUCCUUGGAUGAAUAAUGUUCUCAAGUUCAUCUACAGUCACUGCAGUUCAGCUGAUCCCAAACAAAGUGAAUUGGGUUCUUCGAUUUUCGCUACCCUUACCGAUGUGGCACCCGAUCAAUUCGUACCCCACAUGGAGUCGGUAUGUGAAAUGUUCACCGCAGCCCUUGUGGCCACCGAGGCCAGUGGUAAUAUGUCUUCACCGGUCAUCUUUAAUAUCUUGACUGGUAUGACUUACUUGGUGCCAUUCAUUUUGGGCCAUAACGCUGCCGAACAAACAUAUCAAAAGUCGAUUCCUUUGAUUAUCAAGUCUUUGCAAGCAUUUGCAGUGCAGCCAGAUGUUGAUCAGUUCGUAGGUGCCUUCGAUAUUUUGGAAAGCAUGGCCGAUUAUACACCAAAAUUGUUGACCACCAAUAUUAAAUUGUUGCUAGAUUUUUGCUUGGAGGCUUCGAAUAACCCACAAUUGGAUAGUGCUGUUCGUGUGAAAACUGUUGCCUACAUUGGCUGGUUGGUACGUCUCAAGAAGAAGGUGAUCAUUAAGCAAAAACUUAUUGAGCCCAUCAUUCAAGUUGUGUUUAGUUUAAUGGCCACAAAACCAGAAGGUGAUGAGGAUGAUGAAGAAUAUUUCCUUGGCGAAGACAGUUCCAAUCCAAUGACUACAGCCACACAAACUAUGGAUUUGUUAGCCUUGAAUGUUCCCCCAGAGAAGUUGAUCCCCCCACUAUUGCAAUUGUUGGAGCCUGCAUUGCAGGGUCAAGAUCCCUUGCCACGUCGUGCAGCUUAUUUGAGUAUGGCUGUUAUUGCCGAGGGAUGCUCGGAAGCCAUUUGCAACAAGUACUUGGAGACAAUGUUGAACAUUGUCAAAGUGGGUAUAACUGAUCCCGUUCCACUUGUACGCAAUGCUGCCUUCUUUGCCCUAGGUCAAUUCUCGGAACAUCUUCAGCCCGAUAUUACCAAGUUUGCUCCACAAAUUUUGCCAAUUCUCUUCGAAUUCCUUCAACAAUUAUGCAACGAAUUAAGGAGCGGCGGUGCUGAACCCAAACACAUUGAUCGCAUGUUUUAUGCUUUGGAAACAUUCUGUGAGAAUUUGGAGGAUGCUUUAGUCCCUCACUUACCAUUACUUAUGGAGCGCUUGUUUGAGGCCAUGAACCCCAAUAACUCCAUACGUGUACGCGAACUAUCUUUGAGUGCAAUUUCUGCCGCUGCUAAUGCUGCCAAGGAAAAUAUGAUGCCUUAUUUCCAACAAUUGAUUGCUAUGCUGCAAACAUAUUUGGUUAAAACUGAAAACGAAGACAUUCUGUCAUUGCGUUCUCAAGCUAUCGAUACAUUGGCUGCCAUUGCCCGUACCAUAGGCAAGCAAAACUUCAUGCCCUUGGCCACUGAUACCAUGACCUUCGCCUUGGCUUUAUUGGAAGAGGCCGAUGAUCCAGAUGUACGUCGUGCAAUAUACAACUUAAUUGCUUCGCUGGCCGAAGUUGUCAAUGAAGAGAUGGCCUCCGUGUUCCCUAAGAUUAUGGAACGUUUCUAUGAUUCCAUACUCUCGACUGAAGAAGUUAUACCCGAAUUCAAGGAAGAUGUCAUUAACGUCCCCGCACCCGACAAUGAGGAAAACGAUGAUCGUGAAAUCGACAUUGAGAAUUCCGAUGGCGAAGAUGAUGAUUUAGACAAUAUCGCUGGUUAUAGUGUGGAGAACUCGUAUUUGGAUGAAAAAGAGGAGGCCAUUUUAGCUCUUAAGGAAUUCGCUCAACAUACCGGUGUGGCUUUCAUUCCCUACCUCGAGCAAUCCUAUAAGAACGUAUACAAAAUGAUCGAUCAUCCCCAAGAGGAUAUUCGUAAAGUUUCCAUUGACGCCUUGACCACCUUCAUUAUUGCCUUGUACAAGCAGAACGACGUUCAGGGUGUUGGAAAUGCCAUCACCAUUUUAAUUCCCAAAUUGGGUCAAAUUGUGCGUGACGAUGAAGAAGUGUCGGUGGUCCUCGCCGCUCUCGAAAGCUUCUCGGACAUCUUAAAGGAGUUGAAACAUAUUGCUUUGCCCGAUGAUAAAUUGACCAAUACCAUUUUCACUUGCAUUAAUGAUGUUUUGUUGGGAAAGGUCGCCUGCCAGUUCGAUGAGCCUGCUGGUGGCAACGAUGACGAUGCCGAAGAGAGCGAAUACGAUGAAGCUAUUGUCGAAGGUGCUGGUAACUUGUUGCCGCUGUUUGGUCAUGCCAUGCAGCCCGAAAAGUUUGCCAUGUAUUUCGGACGUGUCUAUCCAGUUAUUAUUUCUAAAUUGCAAAAGGCUAAGAAGAACGAAGAACUUGAGUCUCAAAGAGCUUUUGUUUACGGAGCUUUGGCUGAAUGUUUUGGUGCUUUGAAGAGUUGUACAGGAACCUAUUUCUCCACAUUCUGUCCCAUUAUGAUUGAUGGUCUUUCUGAUGAGUUCUGUCAGGCUCGUCAAAAUGCUGUUUUCGGUUUGGGUGAAUUAGUUUUAUAUGCUGAAGAUAAAUCAUACGAAGCUUAUCCUCAUAUUUUGAUGGCAUUGUCACAAGCUGUUGCUAACGAAAAGGAAGAUGCUGCCCUGGAUAACAUCUGUGGAGCCAUUGCUCGUCUUAUCAUCACAAACUGCAACCUAGUGCCUUUGGAUCAAGUUUUGCCCGUAUUGUUGAAGCAUUUGCCUUUGCGUGAAGAUUUCGAUGAAAAUGCUUCAAUUUUCAAGUGCUUUAAACUCUUGUACAUUCAGUCACGUGAAGCUAUUACCGCCUCUAUCGAACAAAUACUCGCCAUUGCCAUACACGUCUUGUAUAAAAAGGAGUUUGUCGACCAAGACACUUGCGAGAAUGCCGUUGGUUUGGUCAAGGAAAUUCGUGAAAAUUAUCCCGACAAAUUCAGUGUUGUUGCCAAUUCAAAUCCGGAAAUUCUACAAUUUUUGCAAACUCUAUAAGAACUCGCAACUGUUAGAUCGUUAAUGAAGAACCCAUUGCUUUCUAGAAGUAGUACGACGACAAGUAUUUAAAUCUGUUUUUCUUCCAAAGAAAAUUUGACCCAUUUUUUCAUGAUUAUUGCAAGAAAACAAGAUAAAGUGUACAUUUCAAUUCUAUUUAUACAUUUUCUCUCAAAAAGACUGCAUGCAUCAUUAAGAAAAAAGAAACAAAACAAAAAAAUUGUACUUGUAAUUAUUAUGAGCAAUUCCUCCUAUCCAUUUAACUAUAUUAGUAUUUUAUAACACAUAUAUAUACAGCAUAUUUAUUUGUUGUUUACUUAUGUACUUUAUACAUGUAUAUUUGACACAACAAACAAGAUGUUUUUUUUUUUUAAUUUAAUUUUGUUUAAUAAGUUGCUAUUUUUGCAGCUGUUUGUAUAUCUGGCAUAUACACCGGAGCCAUACUUCUCAGUAGAAAGUUAGUCUGCUGGCGAAGAACUUCGUCUCCACUUACUCAAUCUCAGUCGAGUACUGUUCAGGUACUUGAGAAUAUUAUUUGUAGUUUAUUAAGUAUUUCCUUAUUUUAUUAGUCUUUAUUUUCGAGAUUGUUGUACCCCUUGUGGUGUACAGCACACUCCACGGGCUGUGAUAUUAUAUAUCCUUGUGUCAAAUUGUUUUCUUCUCGCCUUUUUCCUCCCAGUAACGUCAUUUAAAUUCGAUUCAAUUGCUCUCUAUUGGUAACGCGUGCUAAAUCAAGGAAUAAUAAUUUUUGUUUAUUUUCAAUUUUACCAAUUACUAAUAAUAAUAUGUUUAACUUGCUACACUGUCAAUUGAAAUUUGGUUUUAAUAGUUUUUAAAACUUUGCCGUGCUUAGCAGCUUUAACUUAAAAACAACUUUUUUUAUUUAAAUUUUAGGUCAACCUCAAAUUCAACUGAAAUUUUAGUUAUUUAAAUUGUUUUUUCAAUAUUGACCAUUUACAAAAUUUUAUUUGUAAUAUCAGGGCAAAAUAUUGAACCCUGUUUUUAUUUUACACAUACAUACAUACAUAUAUUUUCAUUAAUUAUAUAGUAUAUUGUAUUUUUAACUUGUUUUGCACUUUUAAUAUAAAUUAAAAAUUGUAUUUAACGUCAAUGAAAUAAUUUGAUUACUUAUUAAAUUAAGCAUACGCAAUGUGGUUGGUGUGCUAGUUUUUUUAAUAUUAAAAUUUAUUACUCUCUUAUAAUGUGGUAAGAGUUGAUAAUUAUCUACAUAUGUAUGUUUGAAAAAUUUAAACGAAAAAACAACACAACUCACAUGUUAUUAAUAAAUAAUUGAAGUUUGAAACGUAAAAA